This is a messenger RNA of Cercospora beticola, 1905 nucleotides long. It is a transcript of the gene DIP5, whose product is annotated as dicarboxylic amino acid permease. Gene Ontology annotation, molecular function: amino acid transmembrane transporter activity. Gene Ontology annotation, biological process: amino acid transmembrane transport. The record is from RefSeq and is a predicted model, not a curated record. Gene Ontology annotation, cellular component: membrane. Lineage: Eukaryota; Fungi; Ascomycota; Dothideomycetes; Mycosphaerellales; Mycosphaerellaceae.
GAGAUCUGCGCCGCAGAGACAGAGCGUACAAGAGCUGCGAAGGGCCCCUCGUCGUGUGACAUCCGUCCCCUCCCUCCGCCAUCCUCGACCAUCCUCGCCUGAUCCUUGAUCCAAGAUGGCCAUCUUCGGCGCCGGCAAGCGGAGCUCGUCGCUCUCCAACGAGCACUCUCCCGAUCGCGUCGAUGAGAAGGGCGCCUACGACUACAACACCUCGGAGCCCAUUCCUGAGGCUGGCACUCUCAGCGACCCUCGAGAUGCGGGCCACAGCUUGCACCGUGGCCUCCAGGCCCGUCAGGUCACCAUGAUUGCCAUUGGUGGUGCCAUCGGUACUGGUCUCAUUAUCGGAACGGGAACUGCUCUCGCAAACACCGGCCCGGCAUCCAUCCUGAUCUCUUACUCGAUUAUUGGUCUCCUCGUCUACGUCGUCAUGGCCGCUCUGGGUGAAAUGGCUACUUGGCUCCCGGCUGCUGGUGGUUUCGCUGUCUACGCUGAUCGAUUCGUUGACCCUGCUCUCGGUUUCUCCCUUGGUUACACGUACUGGUUCAAAUACAUCAUCACGACACCAAAUCAGCUCACAGCCGCAGCGUUGGUGAUUCAAUACUGGGUAUCAGCAGACAGGGUGAAUCCGGGUGUAUGGAUUACCGUCUUCUUGGUCAUCAUUAUUACCAUCAACUUUCUCGGCAUCAAGUACUUUGGAGAACUCGAAUUCUGGCUGUCCUCCAUCAAAGUGGUCGUCAUUCUCGGAUUGAUUCUGUUCAGUUUGAUCAUGGCUUGCGGAGGCGCCGAUGGCGAUGUGAGGGGCUUCCGAUACUGGGACAACCCUGGUGCCUUCAAGGAGUACGUGGGCACCGGAGCCACUGGCCGCUUCACUGCCGUCUGGCAGAGUAUGGUUACUGCCGUCUUCGCAUACCUCGGAACUGAGUUGGUCGGUGUGACAGUCGGUGAGGCGCAAAACCCACGCAAGAACAUCCCACGCGCCAUCAAGCUCACCUUCUGGCGUAUCUGUGUGUUCUACAUCCUUUCGGUCCUGUUCCUCGGCAUGAUUAUUCCAUACAACAGCGAGUUCCUCCUGCAGGCCAAGGGCAGCAAGACAUCCGCCGCCGCCUCGCCUUUCGUUGCCGCCAUCAGAUCCGCAAGCAUUCCAUCACUUCCAGGUAUCCUCAACGCCUGUAUCCUCAUCUUCGUCUUCAGCGCUGCGAACUCGGAUCUCUACAUUGCCUCGAGAACGCUGCACGGUCUGGCUAUCAAGAAGCACGCACCUGAGCUUUUCGCACGCACCAACAGACGUGGUGUUCCAUACUACGCUCUGGGACUGUCAUCGCUCAUUUGCUGCAUUGCCUACAUGAACGUGUCAACAGCGUCGACGACCGUUUUCGGCUACUUCGUCAACUUGGUCUCCAUCUUCGGUCUGCUGACCUGGAUCUCUAUCCUCGUAUCGCACAUCUACUUCGUCAAGGCGAGAAGAGCACAGGGCGUCCCUGACGACAGCGCUCUGCUGCUAUACCGAUCUCCAUUCGGCCUGUGGGGCAGCUACUUCGCUCUGGCUUUCUGCUGCUUGAUUGCCCUGACCAAGAACUUCACUGUCUUCGUUCCGAGCCCAGAAACUUACGGCAGCUUUGACUACAAGAACUUCAUCACCGGCUACCUUGGUAUUCCACUCUACCUCAUCAUGAUCAUCGGCUGGAAAUACAUCAAAGGCACGAAACAGGCCAAGCCUGAAGAGGCAGAUAUUUGGACUGGCAAGGAUGUCAUUGAUGCUGAUGAGCAAGAAUGGCUCGCGAAGGAGGCUGCUGAUCGUGCCAAUGGAAAGAAUGGCAACUGGUUGUAUAACCAUUCGAUUGGUUAUAUCUUCUAGAGACGAUCCGGCAUCUAAAUGAAUCUUACGUAGCAUAUGAGGAAAAAGAA